AUGAGGCUGACCAUGUCCCCUCAGAUCAGACUGACGGAGGUCCUGAGAAACAUGGUCAAUGUGCCUCAUGUGGUCCUGAGGGACAUGCUGACCGGGCACCUUCCACCUCAGCUGACCGGGCACCUUCCACCUCAGCUGACCGGGCACCUUCCACCUCAGCUGACCGGGCACCUUCCACCUCAGCUGGCUGGUCACCUUCCACCUCAGCUGGCUGGUCACCAUUCACCUCAGCUGACCGGGCACCAUUCACCUCAGCUGACCGGGCACCAUUCACCUCAGCUGACCGGGCACCUUCCACCUCAGCUGACCGGGCACCUUCCACCUCAGCUGACCGGGCACCAUUCACCUCAGCUGACCGGGCACCAUUCACCUCAGCUGACCGGGCACCUUCCACCUCAGCUGACCGGGCACCUUCCACCUCAGCUGACCGGGCACCUUCCACCUCAGCUGACCGGGCACCUUCCACCUCAGCUGACCGGGCACCUUCCACCUCGGCUGACAAGGCACCUUUCACCUCGGCUGACAAGGCACCUUUCACCUCAGCUGACUGGUCACCUUCCACUUCAGCUGACUGGUCACCUUCCACUUCAGCUGACUGGUCACCUUCCACUUCAGCUGACUGGUCACCUUCCACUUCAGCUGACUGGUCACCUUCCACCUCAGCUGACCAGUCAACCACCUCAGCUGACCAGUCAACCACCUCAGCUGACCAGUCAACCACCUCAGCUGACCAGUCAACCACCUCAGCUGACCAGUCAAGCACCUCAGCUGACCAGUCAAGCACCUCAGCUGACCAGUCAAGCACCUCAGCUGACCGGGUACCUUCCACCUCAGCUGACCAGGCACUUUCCACCUCAGCUGACGGGCGGGCACCUUCCACCUCAGCUGGGCGGGCACCUUCCACCUCAGCUGACCAGGCACCUUCCACCUCAGCUGACCGGUCACCUUCCACCUCAGCUGACCGGUCACCUUCCACCUCAGCUGACUGGUCACCUUCCACUUCAGCUGACUGGUCACCUUCCACCUCAGCUGACCGGGCACCUUCCACCUCAGCUGACCAGGCACCUUCCACCUCAGCUGACCAGGCACCUUCCACCUCAGCUGACCGGGCACCUUCCACCUCAGCUGACCGGGCACCUUCCACCUCAGCUGACCAGGCACCUUCCACCUCAGCUGACCAGGCACCUUCCACCUCAGCUGACCGGGCACCUUCCACCUCAGCUGACUUGUCACCUUCCACCUCAGCUGACCAGGCACCUUCCACCUAGCUGA
Molecule: messenger RNA, 1272 nt
Organism: Knipowitschia caucasica
Lineage: Eukaryota; Metazoa; Chordata; Actinopteri; Gobiiformes; Gobiidae
Source: the annotation of a GenBank genome assembly